UGGUCGAGUCCCGCUGAAAACUUCAGAGGGGCAAAAGUCCAGCCUGACUGCGAGGGAGACAGGGUGGAAGUUAAUGUGCGAGAGCGUGCUGGGAACUAAAUCACACGUCUUUUUUAUUUUUUUUAUUUAAAGAAAUGCUCCAAAGAUGGCGGUGGUCAUAACGACGGGAGUUUCAGGUGCCUCCGGAGUACCAAAAAGUGGAUUUCUUGAGGUUUCGGUGCGGGAGCGAUGGCACAAAGUUUUGAUCAACUUAAACGAGGAAGCGCUCACGUUAAGCUGCGAGGAGGGCUGCGUUAACGACAACGUGAACGACUGUGUCGACUUCAACGGGGUUACCAACGGAUCCUACCUUGAUAACAAUAACGCCAACUCCAACAACGGCCCCCAAACUGUGCGCACUGCGUUCACGGACCUCCCGGAGCGAGUGCCGGAGGCGAUCGCCAACAGAAAGCGGUGCGUUAAGGUGACCAAGCAGGAGGUCGGAGGACUCGGGAUCAGCAUCAAAGGUGGGAAGGAGAAUAAAAUGCCCAUCCUCAUCAGUAAGAUAUUCAAGGGACUCGCAGCGGACCAGACCCAGGCUCUGUAUGUCGGGGACGCCAUCCUGUCCGUGAACAGCGUGAACCUGCGGGACGCGACCCACGACGAGGCUGUGCAAGCGCUGAAACGGGCCGGGAAAGAGGUGACACUGGAAGUGAAGUACAUGCGUGAGGCCACACCAUAUGUCAAAAAGGGCUCCCCUGUGUCAGAGAUCGGCUGGGAAACCCCACCUCCUGAGUCUCCUCGCCUCGGCAGCCCUACCAUUAUCUCCUCUUCCUCCUCCUUUUCCACUUUUGACCCUCCGAGCUCUCCUACGCAGCCCUCGCUGUCCCUGCAGGGCGACAGGAGGUGCAUACCACUCAAGAUGUGCUGUGUAACCCGAGCCAUGACCACACCAGACCCUGAGAACAGACAACUGGAGCUGCACUCCCCUGACGCCAGGCACACCGUGGUGCUGCGGUGCCCAGACCAACCAUCUGCCCUGUCCUGGUUCUCUGCCAUGCACUCGGUCACAUCCAAACUGGCACAGCGGGCGCUGGCAGAGGUCAUCCAGAGCACAGCCAGGACGGGGGUAGCUGGCAGCAAAGAGAUACGACACCUGGGAUGGCUGGCUGCGAAGACAGAGAGUGAGAAGCAAAGCUGGAAGCCUGUGCUGAUGGUGGUGACAGUAAAAGACCUGCUGCUGUAUGAGAGUCUACCGCGAGGCCCGGAGGCCUGGCAGAGCCCUGCACACACGUACCCACUUUUAGCAACCCGUCUGGUCCACUCUGGCCCCGACCGGGGGUCGCCACAUUCGGGCACAGAGCUGUUCUUUGCCACUCGGACCGGCACACGACUCGGCAUCGAGACUCACCUGUUCCGGGCAGAGACCACCAAGGAUCUGUCUCUGUGGACCAGGCACAUAGUCAACGGGUGUCACGCCUCAGCCGAGAUGAUCAAAGAAGUCACGACGAGUUGUCUAUACCAGAGUCAGGAGUGUCGGCUGGUGAUUCACUACGAACAGGGCUUCUCUGUGCUGGCUGACCCCAAACUGGGAGACGGGGAAAAUGUGGAGGAGAGAGGAGCUCACACAGCGACCAGGCCGCGGGUGCUCCUGUCCUACCCCUACGAAAAGCUAAAGAUGUCCUCGGAUGACGGCGUGCGCAUGCUCUUCCUUGACUUUGGAGGAAAGGAGGGGGAGAUUCAACUGGACCUCCACUCGUGUCCGAAGCCGAUCGUCUUCAUCCUCCACUCCUUCCUCUCUGCUAAGAUCUACCGUCUGGGUCUGGUGGCCUGACCUCUCAAAAGAGACAUUUGCUCUCUUUUGAAAACAGAAAUCCACCUCGUUUCUCCAUCUCUCUGCAGCCCGCAUGCAGCCGUACACCACGUCAAACUCCAUCAGUCAGGUACCCAAGCUGAGUUGAAUGUAGCCUCUAUCUGGAAAUGGACCUCAGACUCCAAGAUAUUGAAACACUGGAGAAACCAACCCAGGUAGGUUUGAGUCUAACAGACUGUUUUUGGGAUAAACCCUCCCCUUUACGGGCUGCAUGGACUGAAGGGUUGACUGAAGAACCGCAGAAGAAAACCUGGACUGGACUACAAGGAGAGGGAUGAUAUAUACAGACAGAUUGGUUAUUACUGUCAUGUCCGGGAUUAGAAGGACUGGACCCGAUUGAGAUGAAUUCACUUUUAAUUCAAUCAAAAUGUAAUAGCAAACUGCCUUUCAUGUACCAAUUAUAUCAUUUAUUCACCAUUAGCUCAGAAGGGACGUUCUGAAUUUCACUCAUCAUUUUUCUUCGCCGAACACUUGACACACUGUGGAAAAAAAAAACAUAAUGCAUUUGUCUUUGUUAGCGUCCCCUGAAUCGGAUUGUUAGCGGCGUCAUCAAUCAUCAUUGAGACUGGCCGGCACAAUCGCCUGCACGGUCUCCACCAAUGUGACGGGCCGACUCAAAUUCAAAAUGUCCCCGUCCCCUUUUGCAUACUGGGGCUACAUCCGGUAGUUAAAGUAUUUUAGUUAUAGAAAAAAAAAGCCUCAGCUCUAUUUUAACAUGAAUUAUAACAUACACAAGCAUUCUAUGUAUUCUUUAUCACUCAUAAAGAGCGUAGUAGCUUGCUAAGUUAUGGCGACACGUGCAACUUCAGUUUCAUAUGUUAUACAUUACAUAUGCACAGCAGUUUAUGAUGAGGAUUAAAGAUGCAUAUGUUUAAUUUAUCCCUAAUAGUUCCACAACCAAACAAUGAGGUAAUGUGAAGGUAAACACAUUUGGACCAGAUACUUUAAUGCAAUAGUUUGAUAUUUUAGGGAAAUAUGCUUUUUCACUUUCUCACUGAGAGUUUGAUAGCUUUGUUUUAUGACUGGCAACAGUGGGAAACAGAGAGAUAGAUAAGCUAUUUAAUCAGAGAAGGUUAGAGGUGCUAGUAGGUUGAUUUUGUUACUGUACCAUAGCUGUUUCCUGUAUGAAGAGCUAUCCCGCUACUGGUUAUGGCCUUAUAUUUAAUGAACAGAUAUGAGAGGGAUAUUUAUCUUCUGAUCUAUUUCCCAAAAUGUUGAACUAUUCCUCAAAGGGUGUGCAGUCUCACUCCUUCCUCUUUUAUUUCAGAGUGGAUUGAGAACUGUUCAUGAUUAAUAGCCUGAUUAAUGAACCAGAAAUAUGUGAUCUCUGAGGAAUGGGUCCUCUUUGCCUGGUUAACUGACAAAAUCCAUCUUUCAUGAGUACUUCUAAUAUUCAGAUUUUUGAAGACUGAAACUCAAUCCAACGGUGCCACAAUUUCCCCAUCAAGUAUUAUUUGUCUUCAAUUAUAGAUAGGAGUCUUCAGUGCUGCUUAUGUUCUGGAGCAGCCAGUGCAGGAUGCAUGUUAUGCAGCAGAUCAAAUCUAUACGCUGCACUGUCUCUGACAUCGCCGGCUGCUGGGUCUUUCCUCGUGCCUUGAGAUGACGAAGAGGAAGACAUUUUAAAAUGUAAAAGAAAGUAAUCAUACAGUAGAGAUCACAGGAUGUAGCAACAGUGUGACUUCUAUUAUGGCUAUACCUUUCUCCUGGUUAUGAGCACAGAAAUGCUCAACUGGCAGAUAUAUUGUGUUUGCUCUCUUGUUCAUAUCAAACACACAUUUCCAAUGUACACACACUCGCACUGUGAACAAUGAUUUACACAUUUGUAAUCCCACCACUCCCUAGAAUGCACUGAUACUGAAAUCAUUGUACGACUUGUGUUCAGCCAAAAAGCCAGCACUUACUCAUAACCUCAAGUGAAGAGAAGCUCUUUGAGCGAAGGUUGCUUUGAUAUGUAGAAUACUCUGAUGCCUUUUGGCAGCUACUGUACUGUCACUCAGAACGACAAACCUAGUUUUGAACUCAAACGGUGCACAUAAAUCAUCUAUUUAACAAAAGCCACAUGAUGAGUUAUUUUUUAUUGUCUUCACUUGUUGUUUAUUCAUUUCUCAACAGCGAAUGCAAAUCAAGAGAAGAAACCUGGAAAAUGUUGCCAUUUCCCUAUUUUUAAAGUGCAUUAAAAUGUAAAUUUCUUUGAC
Molecule: messenger RNA, 4047 nt
Organism: Cyclopterus lumpus (lumpfish)
Lineage: Eukaryota; Metazoa; Chordata; Actinopteri; Perciformes; Cyclopteridae
Gene: sntb1
Product: syntrophin, basic 1
Cellular component (GO): intracellular anatomical structure; dystrophin-associated glycoprotein complex; synapse
Molecular function (GO): protein binding; structural molecule activity
Source: RefSeq, a predicted model, not a curated record